Rhodofomes roseus is the source of this 1371-nucleotide messenger RNA. Its product is annotated as S-adenosyl-L-methionine-dependent methyltransferase. The record is from RefSeq and is a predicted model, not a curated record. The transcript is spliced from 10 exons. NCBI's taxonomy places the organism in Eukaryota, Fungi, Basidiomycota, Agaricomycetes, Polyporales, Fomitopsidaceae. The coding region runs from base 418 to 1350 and encodes 310 amino acids.
CUUAGCAUGACAGAGCAGGGGUAUUGCAAUUGCAGAGAUACGAAGCACAUGGUGUUAUACAAGCGCAUUGGUACAACGCACUGCGUAGGAACCAAGGGGACUCAUUGCCGGAGUGCGUAGACCUUCCUCCCAUAGUACACUGCGGUGGCUGUAGAUGUCGCGGUGAGCACGGCGGGGAUGGGGCCCUUCGCGACGCGCGGAAGUGAGGACAGGAGCAGGAUAGCAGAUGCGCCUGUCGCGGCCUCGAGACCAUUUGGCGUGCCCUUGCGGAUGCUAUCCGCACUCCAGAGGUACAGCGCGCCCACGCUUGCAAUACCGACGUCAGUUGGCUGAGCCAGACGCUGCUCACAGACGAGCGAGACGUACCCAACACCCGCGACCAGCGACGGGAUACUGCGCGUCCUGGCAAAGCCGGUGAUGCCUCCGACGAUGCAGAGGCCGCCCAUCACGUACGCGGGGUAUGCAGACUGUGCAGCCGCGCUCAGCGACCUCGCAGCGGACUCGCGCACACGAAGCACUCACCAUGUUGGACUCUGGUUGGACUGGAUGGGCUGUGGUGGGAAUGGUCGCGGUGGACGCGUGCACAGGCUGCCCCGCACGGCUGCCCCGCAUUAUAAGCCGGCGCGCCAUGUGAUGCGAUCGGCCGAAGCACAGAGGCGGCUAUCUCGCGUCGCGCGCUCCGGACCGCGCAUCUCUCUUCUCCGCGACCUGCAUCUGCUGCGAGCCAUGUCCAGAGACGUCCUCCCCCAGAAGAACGAGCAGUAUGGCACGAAGGAGUACUGGGACCAGAGAUACACUCAGGAGUCUGAGGACGUGUCGUUUGACUGGUUCAAGUCAUACGCGGAUGUGGCGGACAUCCUCCGGGAAUUGAUCCCUGACAAGGGAGCAAGGAUCCUGAUGCUGGGGUGCGGCAACUCGAAGCUUUCAGAAGAGAUGUAUGACGAUGGUUAUAAUAAUAUUGUCAACACCGACUACUCUGCUGUCGUCGUUGAGAAAAUGAAGCACAAACACGCCGAAGCUCGUCCAGAGAUGGAAUGGCAUGAGAUGGACAUCCGAGAUCUCACCUUCGAGUCGGAAUCAUUUGAUGUUGCCAUCGACAAAGGUACCAUGGACGCGAUGAUGACGGCCAAAGGGGAUGUCUGGGAUCCCCCACCCGAAGUCAUCCAAAACUGCAAUCGCGAAGUCGACGAAGUCCUCCGCGUCCUCCGCAAACCAGGCGGCCUCUUCAUCUACCUCACCUUCGGCCAGCCGCACUUCCGCAAACGGUACCUCACCCGCCCGGGCACGAGCCUCGAGGUCCGCGCCCUCGGCGAGGCCUUUCACUACUACCUGUACAUCGUGCGGACUUGAUUAGCAGCCGGACGACGAACG